This is a messenger RNA of Diprion similis, 3153 nucleotides long. Its product is annotated as zinc finger protein GLI4-like. NCBI's taxonomy places the organism in Eukaryota, Metazoa, Arthropoda, Insecta, Hymenoptera, Diprionidae. The transcript has 6 exons. Gene Ontology annotation, biological process: regulation of transcription by RNA polymerase II. Gene Ontology annotation, cellular component: nucleus. The coding region runs from base 139 to 1785 and encodes 548 amino acids. The record is from RefSeq and is a predicted model, not a curated record.
ACAACAUCGAAGACUAAUUUGUACGUGGGUGCUGCCGACGGCGCGAGUAAAUUGUUUUUAUUGACAAUCAUGUUAAAGGGAAUUCAAGAAAUAAUUGCUCGGAGUAAAGAAUUUUAAAACCGAUUGGCUUUGAACACGAUGGGGCAAGGUACGGAGACCUGUGACAGACCAACAGAAGUCAGUGUUAUCCGGUUUGUCUCAAGAAAUCAAACGAUAGAAAAUAUAGCACCGAAAAAGGAUGUUUACACGUGCAAGCAAAAUGGUUGCGGAAAAGUAUUUACCAAUCGGGAUGAAUAUCGAACUCACGAAGCUCUAGAAGCGUUGAAAAUAAAAUUCAUUUGUCGCGAACCAGGAUGUGGAGAAGAAUUGUCUGACCCUGGAAGUAUGUGGCGUCACUACCAGGAAUGGCACAACAAUGAAACACAUGUCUUUGCUUGUCCUUAUACCAGCUGCAAUUCCCUUCAUACGACCAGCAACAAUUUGGAAGAGCAUAUUGAUUCCUGUCAUAGGCAACUGUCGACAUUACCAAUCGAACCCGAAAUCAUAUGUCUCGAAGGACCGGAAGGUAUGGUAGAUGACGAAAUUUCGAAGAAUGAAGAAGAGGUUUGCAACAACAGUAUGAAGGGUGACGCACAAAAUGUCAAUGGUCAACAAAACAUUGAAUUCACUCUGGAAAAUAUUAGUGUAUCAACAAAUGCUACACAAAAUCGUGAAGAGAGUAUGCCGUUGGAGUGUGAUGAAAAUCUCAAAUAUAAUACAAGUUUCAAUAAAUACAAGUCUCCUGUCAAAAAAUUAGAUUUUCCAAUAAAAUUGGGGGAAUUUUCAUGUAGAACUGAAUCAAGUUUCCAGGAUGACUCGAAGUUUUUCAAAAGUGAAGAACUGUCUAUGGCUGAGGAAAAUUUCUUGACAAAAUACGAUACCUUCACAUCGAAUGCAGAUGAUGUGUCAGAUGCGGGAAAUUCUUUGGAUAAGAAUGUUGUAUUUGUCAGCAAAGAAGUAACAAUUACAAAAAACUCAAAGAGUGAUAUAUCUUCGGUGCAGCCAUAUUCUCAAUGCCACAGAAUAGACUUGGGUAAUUUGGAGAAAGUUUUUCGAAGUGGGUUUGAGUGCGACUCACAAACAAUAGAAGAAAGUAUUACAGAGACAAAUAGUAACUGUUCAGAGGAUGAAGAGUAUAUGCCAAAGAAGCAAAGAAUGUCACGAAAUAAACAGGAAUCUUAUAAAUGUGAAGUAUCUGGCUGCGGAAAGAUGUACAAAUAUAUUUCACAUUAUCGGCACCAUCAAGACAGUCACAAAUUAGCUAUUAAUACCAACAGUAUGAAACCUACCAAGCCACCAAAACCCCGGUCUGGAAGGGCCUCCACCGUUAGCUUUUUCUUAUGCAAAAUGCCCGGAUGUGGUGCUGAAGUGACCAAUGUCACUGCCCUAUGGAAACAUUACCAGGAUAAUCAUGCUAACGCUAAGCCCCCCAUGGUUCCCAGUUCCAAGAGCCUUGAAAUAUUUCGGUGCAAGGUUCUGGGGUGUGAAUUGGAAUUCAAUACGACCUUGGCCCUCUACAAACAUUUCAAUGAGAUUCACGGCAGCAAUUUCAAUCCAAACACUAAGACUGGAAGUGGAAGUAACUUUCAAUUCACUAAUCAAAUGUUCCAUGAUGAGGUUACUCUCCAACAACUAAACUUUAAGACUGACAUUAAGGCCAACAUUAGGAUUAAUUCGAGCGACUACGCUGAAAGUGAUGAGGAUCAACCGCCAGUACAGACUGUUAAAAAAGAAUCUCAUGGCUGAUUCUUCAGAAAUUAGAGAAUACAGUGGAUAGACUUAAUUAUUUCACACCUCAAUAUUAAUUCAAAGUCUGCUGAAUACAGCAACAGACCCAACCCAUAGAAAAUGAAACUUUUUUUCCUCCAAAUACAUCUAAUUUCUAUUCGACAUAUCCCACAAACGCAAAAUAGUAUAAAAAAUUUAACGUAUUUGUCUAUGAAAGGUUACAACAGGAUCAUAUGAUGGUCGACUAUUUUAUCUAAUUUUUCAAUGAUCAAGACAAAUACAUAGAGAUAUCUGUUGGCACUAAAUAAAUGAACUGAUGCUCUAUUGGAGAUUCUAUAAAUGAUAAUAACAAAUACGAUCUACAGGUAUGCAUGUAAAUUAAUUAUUGUAGUAUAUUCGAAAAGCUGGUUAAUGUUCAAAGUAUUAUACCAUGAUGUGUAAAGAUCUUUGGCUAUUGACAAUAGGUUGAGAGUCUUAGGGUCUUGUAGAAUAAGAAAUUUUUAUAGUUUAUUAUUACUUCUUUUCAGUGCAUACCCCAUUCUAUUUGCUUUCUCAUUUUGGCAAAGUUAUGGUGCCAUUCUUACUUCACUUUCGAGCGUGGUAACCAUACUCUUCAAAUUUCAAACUUGCCAAAAUUCCCGCAGGCAACAAACAAAUGUGACUACCAACAUUGACAUUGUUUACGGCUGACCUCUUUACCUCGUAACUUUGCGUAACUAGGAACAAUGGUCAAUGUGGUUCCUGCAAUACGUCCUCAAGGUGACAUCAUUGGCAGAAACCUGCGCCAGUUAAUAUUAGAUAUACUGUAGGCUUGUACCUCGACACUAUCAUGUAGUAUAGUGCAUUUCUUUUACACGGAUGAAUGGUUAAAUAUAAGAUAAAAUAAGAGUUGUACGCCAACUACCUAAUAAGCAUAUUUAUGCAGCUAAUACUUUUGUGAGUAGUGUUUCUUUUGAAUCAACUGUAUCUUCGAUCUUAGUAAAAAAGAAUGCAGCAGUGUCCACUGGAAACGUAUGGAAAAAAAUUUACACAGCCGUAUAGACAUAAUCAGAACCAGAUUGAAAUGCAAUACAUUUGUAUGCGUUUCUAUGCUUUUAUCUACUUUUAACAGAAUAUUUGCGACGGAGUACAGCUUAACUUUCAAAAGUGACUAAAUAUCAGCAAAUUAUCGUAUUUAAAAAUUCUUGUAACCUAUAUUUAAAAAUUUGUAACUCAUUAUCGUGACAAAAGUACUGAUUUUAUCCAAUUUUUAUUGUUACGUUAUUAAAAUGUAACUUCGAUUUACUAUUCAUAUUGUAUGAAAAAUUACUGGUAACUUUAAGAGUAUGUAUUGUAUGACAUUUUUAUCGGUACGCGUGUAUGUUCAAAAAUAAAGGUGCAAUAAUA